Rattus rattus (black rat) is the source of this 1174-nucleotide messenger RNA. RefSeq names its product glutathione S-transferase Mu 2. Gene Ontology annotation, molecular function: glutathione transferase activity. Lineage: Eukaryota; Metazoa; Chordata; Mammalia; Rodentia; Muridae. Gene Ontology annotation, biological process: glutathione metabolic process. The coding region runs from base 84 to 821 and encodes 245 amino acids. The transcript has 7 exons. The record is from RefSeq and is a predicted model, not a curated record.
GCCUCCUCUUUGCCUAAGACAUUAUCAGGAAGCUCAGACUUGCAAGACCCAGGUUUGUCUGCUCUGUACACCCUACCAGCACGAUGCCUAUGACUCUGGGUUACUGGGACAUCCGUGGGCUGGCUCACGCCAUUCGCCUGCUCCUGGAGUAUACGGACACAAGCUAUGAGGACAAGAAGUACAGCAUGGGAGAUGCUCCCGACUAUGACAGAAGCCAGUGGCUGAGUGAGAAGUUCAAGCUGGAUUUGGACUUCCCCAAUCUGCCCUACUUAAUCGAUGGGUCACACAAGAUCACCCAGAGCAAUGCCAUCCUGCGCUACCUUGGUCGCAAGCACAACCUGUGUGGGGAGACAGAGGAGGAGAGGAUUCGUGUGGACAUUUUGGAGAACCAGGCUAUGGACACCCGCCUACAGUUGGCCAUGAUCUGCUACAGCCCUGACUUUGAGAGAAAGAAGCCAGAGUACUUAGAGGGUCUCCCUGAGAAGAUGAAGCUUUACUCCGAAUUCCUGGGCAAGCAGCAGUGGUUUGCAGGGAACAAGGUAAAGGCAGGGGGUGGGGAGAAGGAUUUGCCAUUUCUUCCCAGGUGUCAAAUUCUAGCGCUCACCCUUGGCUUCCUGCAGAUUACCUAUGUGGAUUUUCUUGUUUACGAUGUCCUCGAUCAGCACCGUAUAUUUGAACCCAAGUGCCUGGACGCCUUCCCAAACCUGAAGGACUUCAUGGCUCAGUUUGAGGGCCUGAAGAAGAUAUCUGACUACAUGAAGAGCAGCCGCUUCCUCUCCAAGCCAAUCUUUGCAAAGAUGGCCUUUUGGAACCCAAAGUAGCACCACAAAGCCCAGACCUGGGGGAUACUCAUGAGUGCCCUGCCGGCUGUGGGCCUGGAGCAUGGCUCUGGCGCCCACCACAUGCAGCUUUCUCCUCCUUUCCAUUCCCUGUUCCUCUAUCUCCUCUUCCCAGCCCUUGCCUCAGUCAAGCCUCAGUUCCCUGGUCUCUCCAUUUCUUCACUAGUUUCCUCCCCUCCCUUGUCUCUGCCCUGCAUCCAACCCUUCCCUCACUGAUCUUCGGAGGACUGUACCAGACCCCAGAAUCCCCAGCCUGGCCUGAGAGAUUAGAUCUCACUGUGCUGCCCUGGUCCCCAGGAAGGACCCAUUUGAUUUGCAAUAAAGUGUGAACCACA